UUGUUGCAUGCAUGGGCGGAAACUAUAUUCAGUUUGAAAUCACACGAAACGGCGGCAUCGAUGGGCGGAUGUGAAUUUGUGGAUUUGAUUGAACUUCAUUUGUACAAAGAAAGUGAUGAUGGUGACGUGAGAACGAUUGUGGAUUGCGAGGUGCUGUGUGGCAGUGCUGAUGAACACUCAACAAUGGUCAUUGAAUUGUUAGUAUCACCAAAAAGUGAUAUCGUUCUGCUAAACAACGAUGCGAUCGUUGAUGGCUAUCGACUCGUCGACUUGAAAGUGGGCACUGAUUUGGAAUUGAAACAAGAGGUGUAUCGGAACUAUGCGUCUGUUUUCUCACAGGAUGAUGCGAUAACGGCAAAAUUGAGUUGGCAGCGUGUCGAAGAUCAACCGACAACAGUUUCUGCGAAUUUCUCGAGUCCUUUCGUUGAUGCCGAAUGGACCGAUCCGUUGGGUCGACUCGUCAAAGCGUCAACCGUUCCAUCGUAUGAUUCCAUUUAUGGAUCGCAAAUUGUCACUCUGCUAGCCAACGAAACGCUUACGCCAUCGAUUGGUGAAUGGCAGUUGAAUAUUUGGGCAGCAGCUGUUUUGGGAGGACCACCUGUUUCUGCUGGGAACAACCACAAAGCAAAGACGGCAAGAACACAUUUAGCUUCAGUCAAUUUUGUCACAUUCCCGUCAGAUGGUCGCGAUUUGAACAAGAGUUUAAUUAGGAAAUAUUUCACGGUGAUGGAUGCAUGUACUGUGAAUACAACAGCAAAACCAGAUGGCGUGCUUUUGAACAGUUCAGCGAAUUGCUCGCAAACACUGUGGAGUCAUCACUCGCCGGAUCCGAAAUCCGAAUUUAACUUUUACAGAUUUUUAGCGGAUAAAACGGAUCGUUGA
Molecule: messenger RNA, 882 nt
Organism: Anisakis simplex (herring worm)
Lineage: Eukaryota; Metazoa; Nematoda; Chromadorea; Rhabditida; Anisakidae
Source: the annotation of a GenBank genome assembly